Ochotona curzoniae (black-lipped pika) is the source of this 948-nucleotide messenger RNA. Its product is annotated as olfactory receptor 8D1-like. NCBI's taxonomy places the organism in Eukaryota, Metazoa, Chordata, Mammalia, Lagomorpha, Ochotonidae. Gene Ontology annotation, cellular component: membrane. Gene Ontology annotation, biological process: G protein-coupled receptor signaling pathway; sensory perception of smell. The record is from RefSeq and is a predicted model, not a curated record. Bases 7 to 948 code for a protein of 313 amino acids. The transcript has a single exon. Gene Ontology annotation, molecular function: olfactory receptor activity; G protein-coupled receptor activity; odorant binding.
AGAGAAAUGAAGUUAGGAAAUCACUCUUCAGUAACCAGGUUUAUACUUGAGGGAUUGACAGAUGAGCCACGACUCCAGCUCCCUCUCUUCCUGCUCUUUCUCCUGAUUUACAUGGUCUCCAUUGCAGGAAACUUGAGCUUGGUCUUUUUAAUCAGGGUCUGUCCUCAGCUCCACACACCUAUGUACUAUUUUCUCAGUAACUUGUCCUUCAUAGAUCUCUGCUACUCCUCUGUCAUAGUCCCCAAGAUGCUAAUGAACUUUGUGUCAGAAAAGAAUUUCUCCUCUUUUCCUGCGUGCAUGGCCCAGCUCUUCUUUUUUUGCUUCUUUGGUAUUGGUGACUCCUACAUGCUGACAGCCAUGGCAUACGAUCGCUAUGUUGCCAUCUGUAAUCCCUUGCUCUACAAUGUGAAAAUGUCCCCCAGCAUCUGCUUCCUACUGAUCUCCAGUGUGUACACGAUGGGGGCAUUUGGAGCCGUGGUCCACACCAGCUACAUAUCUAGCCGUUCCUUCUGUGGAACUAAUGUUAUCCAUCACUACUUCUGUGAUAUCCUUCCACUUCUGGAUAUUUCUUGCUCAAGAGACAGCACUAAGGAGCUUCUCGUGAUGAUUCUGGUUGGAUUUAACGUACUUGCCUGUGUGCUGCCCAUCUGCAUCUCUUACACCUUCAUCCUUUGCAGCAUUCUGCGUAUCCACUCAGCUGAAGGCAGGUCCAAAGCCUUCAGUACCUGCAGCUCCCAUCUUGCAGCUGUCGGGGUGUUCUAUGGCUCCAUUAUCUUCAUGUAUUUUAAGCCCCUUACCGGUAACACCAUCCAGGAGAAGGUGGCUUCCGUAUUUUACACCACGGUGAUUCCCAUGAUUAACCCCCUUAUCUACAGCCUUAGGAAUAAGGACGUCAAAGAAGCUCUGGAGAAAUUGUGUGGUAGUAGAAUAUGUUCUGAGUCUUUGUAG